UUUCUGUUUCUCUACAUUUUUGUUAUCUCUGUGAUUCUCAGCGACCGUCUUGUUCCUCCGUCGAGGCUGGCUGCCUUUUAUGGGAAGGCCUACACUCCUUUCCCCUCGGGGCCUGUCUUUUUCUCACCCUGAGGCGCUCCUUCCAUCGAGGAAAACAGGCUUUCCCCCCUUUUGAGUGGCGCAGCUAAGGAGGCUCGCGGGGAGCCUCGGCUGGGUUUGUGCGUGCGGCAGCAAUGAGUCUGGCAGAGCCGCUCGACGUGAAGGCGGGAUUGCAGCCCCGGCCUUUGAGCGACCCUGUCUUGGAUUCUAAUGCUAAUUCUCCUGAUGAAGGAUUGAUAGAAGACUUCACUGUUAUAGAUAAGAAAGCUGUGGAACAACUAACAGAAGGGCUGAUUUCACAUUAUGUACCUGAUCUACAGCGGUCAAAACUAGCCUUAAAAGAGCUAACACAGAACCAAGAAGUACUACUAGAAACUCUACAGCAAGAAAUCUCAAAGUUUAAAGAAUGUAAUUCUGUUCUUUAUAUAAAUGAACUGUUUCGAUCUGGAAGACCUCUGAUUUUCAUGCUCUGCUUUUGUUAUAUUUCCAUUGCAAACUGCCAUCGUCAGUAUUUUCUCGUGUUAGAAAAAAGAGCUCUUAAACUCCAGCAGAAAAGGCAGAAGGAAGAACUGGAACGUGAACAGCAACGGGAGAAAGAGCUUGAAAGAGAGAAACGGUUAACUGCCAGACCAGCUAAAAGAACAUGAGAGCCGAGCAUGUAUUGGCUUGUCAAACUAAUUAUAGCAUUCUCUGGACUUGCUGGGAAGGCCAUGUUGCACCUCAUGAUUCUGAUGUUCUUACUUGCCAAGAAGUCUAUUAGCACAGUAUUAAUAUUUCCAGAUUGCUAUUACCUAAUCAGGAAGGCAGUUAGGAACAGACAGCUUACCAUUGCAGCAGCUCAAGAUGCCUUUUUGGUUAAUGCUAUGCAGCUUAAUACUGCUGGGUCAGAUUUUUUCUUUUUCACAAAUGGAUGGUCUAGGUUGGUGCACACUUGUCCAAGUUCGAAUGUUUCCUUGAUAGCAGACCUCUACUUCGUUAACUAUAUUGUAGACUUAAACUUUCAGUCUUGUUGAAACUUCUUGGUUGUCGUCACUGAUUCUCGCUUUCCUGUUGUCAUGUAUAAAAUACGCAUUGCCGCUGGAGACAGCCAGUGACUAUGGAUGAGAAGUCUAUAUGGGCAACCUUGUCCAUUUAAUUUUAACAUGAUAUGUAGACAACCUGUCAGAAUAUGUAGCCAAAGUUUUCUUCACUUCUUCAGCAGUAUGUUAUGUACUUAGCAAACAUACAAAAUGUGGAUGAUGUACAUCAGGGUUCUUUGGCCCUUCAGAUCUUACAGGACUACAAUUCCCAUUAGCCCUAAUCAGCAUGGCUAAUAGUCAAGGUUGAUGGGAAUUGUAGUUCAGCAACAUCGGGGGGGGGCAAAUGUUCCCCAGCCCUGAUAUAGAUGCAACUUUAAACACCCAUGUACACAUAUCUCAGAACCUCUGGAAGGUUCUUGUAGAUUGUGCCUGUUAGUUCUAGCUUUCAUAGUGAUGCUCCAUAACAAGUGAUUUUAGAAUAAUUUGUCAAUAUGUGCAGCAGUGACAUCUUAUAAAUAUGCAUGACAAAAGAAUAAGAUGACAUUAUCGGACCAGUUUGAAAGCUAGUGGAAGAUAAUAGAUCAGCUCCAUGGUCUCUGUUUUUAUUGCUUUGCUUUAAUUAAAAAAUGUUUUUAAUGUCCAUAUUGCUGUGUACUCAACCACUCAAAUUAGGAAAACAGCCAAAAUGGCUCUCUAUUUAAAGUCCAGUCUAUUUUAGUUACAGCAUAUCUUGGGGUCAAAAGGGUUAUCUGUAACAAAGGCUGGUAAAAAAAAAACAUAUAUAAACAUUGUGCUUUCCUUUUAAAAGGAACAGAAUGUGACUCUGUACUUCUCAGCCAGCAAAAACAACAGAUAGGUGCUGUUGCUUCUGCUUAUUUCUAAAAGAUAUAUAUGAAAUAAAGUGCACAUUUUUUUUAGAAUGGUAUAGUUACUGUUAAAAUACCUCAUUUGUAGUCAAAUAUAAUUGAAGUUGGAUUAUAUCUAAAUAGUUUAAUUAAAAUAUAAUGGAAAAAUAAAGAGACGCAAUAAAGGGAAAAAUAAAGAGAAAUAAUUCAAUGAUUUCUUUGCCUUGUCCUAAUAUUGUGCUCUCUAAUAUAGUGCUUCCCCCUCCAUUUAAGGAGAAGGGUAUUUUCCGUCCUCCCUAGUCUUAUGUGACUGUAGCAGUGAACAAGAGAAGUUUAAUUACACUUAUGAAAUAUUGGUGAAUUUUCAAAGAGUCUGACGGGAAACGUCUGGGAACAUAUGCUAGAGUGAUCACAGGUAGUACUUUUCUUUCACAUCUAGGGAUUACUUGCCUGCAGAGGUACCUAAUCAGCAGAUACUAGUCUUCUAUUAAAGUUGCAGUCCAUUUAUUUAUGUCUUGUCCUUUGUAAAACCAGUGUGGCUGCCAACAAUUAAAAUUCUGUUUUAAAAAAGUGCAAUUAGGCAGAUCAAAUUUUGUAUUAGAAAUUAAAGGUUAAUUUAAAGAAAAAAAUAAAAGUUGACUCUUUCAAGGCCUAUACCACAUAAAAUAAGUGUAUUGUAGGUUAGUCUCUGGGUUUAUUAUUGAUUUUUAUUUGUAUUCUUAAAAAAAGUUGUUUAAAAAUUUAUCUCAAAAUUAUUACUUGUCCAAUAACUAUAACAA
This is a messenger RNA of Rhineura floridana, 2742 nucleotides long. RefSeq names its product biogenesis of lysosomal organelles complex 1 subunit 6 (gene BLOC1S6). NCBI's taxonomy places the organism in Eukaryota, Metazoa, Chordata, Lepidosauria, Squamata, Rhineuridae. The record is from RefSeq and is a predicted model, not a curated record. Gene Ontology annotation, biological process: intracellular transport. Bases 234 to 746 code for a protein of 170 amino acids. Gene Ontology annotation, cellular component: transport vesicle; extrinsic component of membrane; BLOC-1 complex. The transcript has 5 exons.